AUGCCCCAGAGGAACGUGUGUCAGCAAUGCAAAGCGUACGACGAAGGCGCCGAGGACCCCCAGGACGGGCGGUUUUAUUGCAAUUCCUGCUGGGCGGCCUACAACGGUUUCAGCGGUGGCACCAAGACUGGUGCGACGAAUGGCGGUCGCCGUGGUGACAAGGAAAAGAAGGAGCGGGCGCCACGCCGAAAAGAGCUCGCGGCCAUGAACAAUUUGGGCCACGAUGCCCAGGGUGUCCUUCGUCGACUGGAGGGCAUGUACGCAAGCUGCUCGCAUAAAAGACGCCCUGAAAUCCAGGCGACGAGUCUUCUGGAGGACGUGUCGAUGGUCAUGGCCGACACUGACAAGCAACAGCGCGCGAGUUCCUUUGUUGGACAGUUCAUGCAGCGGCAGCGGACCAUCACGGUGGUGUCUCACUUGGGUGAGCCCCUCUCGCCUCGUGGCGAUCGUGUAGGAUGUGUGGGGCGCUCCGCAUACCAGGAGAGUCGCAAAGUGCCGCUGGACAUUUUGCUCUCCAGCGUAGACGAUAUCGUCUCACAAAUAUAUGUUAACUUUGAUGAGAGCAUGACGCAAGUCAUCCUGAAUGCCCUUGACAGGGUGACAGCGUGCGAUACACAGAACCAGCGGGACGCCAUGCGGGUGCGUGUCAUUGACGAACUUCUGGAGACCCUUGGCGACGAACACUACGAUCUCCUCCAGUGUGUCAUGCACCGACCACGUGACAUCUUUCUUCGUCUUCUGGAGGAGUUCUGCACUCUUGAGGACGACGAUGACAAUACGGGUGCCGGGAGCACAUCUGCCGCGUCACCACAACACGCACUAACCGUUCGUUUUGUGAAGACAGCAAAGCAACGUUCAGCCAUGCGGGAGGUGGUGUUUGCCCACAAUGGUGAGGCGACGGACCAACGUUGGCUGGCUCACAUGACACAGCGGUAUCGACAGCUCAUGCGAGAGUCGGACUUGGAUCAGUUAUUUAAGCGUGAUCUCAGCGUCAUUGGUUCCUCCAUGCCUAGUGGUGCCACUGUUGUGCAGAAGAAGGACCACAUCCGUAUUCA
This is a messenger RNA of Trypanosoma cruzi, 1055 nucleotides long. RefSeq names its product ATP-dependent RNA helicase, putative. The transcript has a single exon. NCBI's taxonomy places the organism in Eukaryota, Euglenozoa, Kinetoplastea, Trypanosomatida, Trypanosomatidae. The annotation marks the transcript as partial. The record is from RefSeq and is a predicted model, not a curated record.